CUCUCGUACCCAUUACGUCCGAGUCGGGAGAGGAAAGUCUGUCGGGUACGGGUGGUGUGUGUUCUUUCGUGCGAAUUUAUUUACGCAGGGCGUAAACUCGGCGAAAGGGCAGGCGGUGAAACUUGGAGAGUCGAGGUCGCGGACGUCGAGCCUUCAAAAUUGGUAAAAAAACAAGGAUCGCCGAACAGCCUAAACCAAUCACCCUGAUAAAGAUAAGGGGAGUACUUAUGUUUGGGCGUUAGCCUCGGAAGUUCGCCGACUUAUAUGGGAAAAGAAUUCUUUCAUAUAUGCUGUGUUUCAAAACCGCGAGCUCGCACAAUGGGAAAUUGUUUAACAAGGCAGAGGUCAUCGGCGAAGAAGGAAGGAGUCGGGCUCACGGCCCCUGUCAACAGUAAAGACGCGACGACCCCGACCUCCUCCAACCCUCCGCUCCAACCCCUUCAGAUAUCCCACGAAGGCGGAAACCGGGAAGGCAGGAACGGACCCAUCCCGCCCAUCCCAGAGUCGGAAAACACGGCCGGCUCGUCGAGCUCCAACGCAAAAAUAUUCGUCGCCCUUUACGACUAUGAUGCCAGGACGGAUGAAGACCUCAGCUUCAGAAAAGGAGAACACUUGGAGAUUUUGAACGACACCCAGGGCGACUGGUGGCUCGCGAGGAGCAAAGCGACCAAACAAGAAGGAUACAUCCCAUCAAAUUAUGUCGCCAAAUUAAAAUCAAUCGAGGCCGAACCGUGGUAUUUUGGGAAAAUUAAACGGAUAGAAGCUGAGAAAAAAUUGCUAUUACCUGAAAAUGAACACGGAGCAUUUUUAAUAAGAGAUUCAGAAAGUAGAAGAAACGAUUAUUCUUUGUCUGUACGAGAUGGAGAUACAGUCAAGCAUUACAGAAUUAGACAAUUGGACGAAGGAGGCUUUUUUAUUGCAAGAAGAACUUCUUUCCGUACACUGCAGGAUUUGGUGGAGCAUUAUAGUAAAGACGCUGAUGGUCUCUGUGUAAAUCUAAGGAAGCCCUGUGUACAGGUUGAAAAACCAGUUACUGGUGGAUUAUCUCAUAGUACUAGAGAUCAAUGGGAAAUUGAUAGAUCGUCUCUGAAGUUUGUUCGCAAACUUGGGCAUGGCCAGUUUGGAGAAGUGUGGGAAGGUCUUUGGAAUAAUACAACUCCAGUUGCUAUAAAAACUCUCAAACCUGGAACAAUGGAUCCUAAGGACUUUUUGGCUGAAGCACAAAUAAUGAAAAAAUUAAGACAUACAAAGCUUAUUCAGCUUUAUGCUGUUUGCACGAUGGAAGAACCUAUUUAUAUUAUAACAGAACUGAUGAAGAAUGGGAGUCUUCUUGAAUAUUUACAAGGAAAGGGUCGAUGUUUACUAUUAGCACAGUUGAUAGACAUGGCAGCACAAAUAGCAGCCGGAAUGGCAUAUUUGGAGAGUCAAAACUAUAUUCAUCGUGAUUUGGCUGCUAGAAAUGUAUUAGUCGGAGAUAGCAACAUUGUAAAAAUCGCUGAUUUUGGCCUUGCCCGUUUAAUUAAGGAAGAUGAAUACGAAGCUAGAGUUGGAGCAAGAUUUCCAAUUAAGUGGACGGCUCCAGAAGCGGCUAAUUACAGCAAGUUUUCGAUUAAAUCUGAUGUUUGGUCUUUUGGAAUUCUACUUACAGAAUUAGUUACAUAUGGACGAAUUCCUUAUCCAGGAAUGACAAAUGCUGAAGUGCUGCAUCAAGUCGAGCAUGGUUAUAGAAUGCCUUGCCCUCCGAGCUGCCCUGAAACACUCUACGAGAUUAUGUUAGAAUGUUGGCAUAAGGAUCCAAUGAAACGGCCCACAUUCGAAACGCUUCAGUGGAAACUUGAGGAUUUCUUUACAAUGGAAGGUUCAGAGUACAAAGAAGCAUCUGCUUACUGAAGCCACGUCACUCACCACCUAAAUGCCAAGUCUCUUCCCCAAUUUCUCACCAACGAGCUGAGAGGCAAUAAAUCUGUGUAUUUCGUUUAGUUGAAAAAUUGUGUAUUUACAGAUUCUGUAUUAAAGUUUGCACUUCUUUAAUCAGGUAAAUAGGUGGUGAAGGAUAAAUCAUAAGUCAACAUCGAUGUUUUUAAAAAUAUUUUUGAUUAACCAAUUUUAAUUGGGAACUUUGAUGUCAUUAUUAAAUAGACUAUUUCAAAGUAAUUCUUUAAGGUUAACUAACUUUAACCUUGGUAGUAUUUACCUUAUUAGGUAAGACCUUAUUUAAUGUCUUAUUCAAAAUGGUAUGUUCUAUGUCUCUUUGUAUUGUGUAACUCUAUCAACCCUUGGUAAAAAUAUAUAAAUUCAUCUAUUAUUUUCUUUUACAAUCAUUUUUUUAUUUUUUAUAGUUUUAGAAAUGUUAUAAGACUUUUAAUUAUGACACUCAUGCCCCACAACAGUCUAACCUUUGCUCCAAAGAUGGAGAACCUUAUAUUCUUCCUUUCACGAGGUGUGUUAGUUUAAAAUUCUAAAUAUAAAGUGUCAUUUUACAAAUAUUGUGUGUUAUUCUUCUAUUUAUUUUAUUGCAUUGUUUAUUUUUGUAGCGUGUCAAAUGUCUUAAUUAUUAUUAUUAUUUUUUUUUUUUUUUUUUUUUGGUUUCAUGUGAUUUUUGUGACAACUGCCAUUUAUAAUGCUGAAUAAGAGCUUUCAUUUCAAAUUAAAAAUAAUAAAUGUAUUAAGGGAAAUGCAUUUUUUAUAUAAGGUAUAUUGGAAUCUCAUCUGUCAAAUAGUCGAUUAUAUGGUGUGUUGUUGUCUAACAAUUUUUAAAUGUUUAUGAUUUGUCGUAUAAGGGUGCAAUCAUUAAGACAAAUAUCUGAUGUCUCUAUUCUGUGAUAAUUUUUUUGCUUGAUAUUAACCAGAGCCAUUUUUACAUUCUAUUUGUUUGGUAAAUAAACUCGCAGGUUAUAACGCCUGAUACAUACUCAAACCUCAGCAA
This is a messenger RNA of Cimex lectularius (bed bug), 2926 nucleotides long. RefSeq names its product tyrosine-protein kinase Src42A (gene Src42A). Gene Ontology annotation, molecular function: non-membrane spanning protein tyrosine kinase activity; ATP binding; signaling receptor binding. NCBI's taxonomy places the organism in Eukaryota, Metazoa, Arthropoda, Insecta, Hemiptera, Cimicidae. Gene Ontology annotation, cellular component: extrinsic component of cytoplasmic side of plasma membrane. Bases 265 to 1890 code for a protein of 541 amino acids. Gene Ontology annotation, biological process: protein phosphorylation; cell differentiation; cell surface receptor protein tyrosine kinase signaling pathway. The record is from RefSeq and is a predicted model, not a curated record. The transcript has 8 exons.